CGAGUUCAAACCUCCACCGGAAGUGGGCAGUCUCAUUUCCGGUCUGGCCCGCUUUCCCUCCCGCCGUGGGAGGGGAAGUAGAGAAGAAAAGACAAGCGGAGGCGAUUUUCCCCUCCCCCUUUUCCUUUUUAAUUUUUUCUUAAAAGGGCCUUUCGACAUUCGCGCGUGCUCGGUCUGGAAAUUCUGGAAGCGGGCUUCCCGCCUCAGAACCCGGAAGUGCCGUGUCCCGCUUCCGGUCCUCUGCUGUCUCCUUUCCCCCCCCACUGCUGUUCCUCCUCCUUUUUCUUUCUUUCUUUCUUUCUUUCUUCCUUCCUUCCCUCCCUCCCUCCCUCCCUUCCUUCUCCCCUUCCCCCACUUCAAAGCCGCUGUCCCAAAAUGGCGCCCCUGGACUUGGAUAAGUAUGUGGAGAUUGCGCGGCUCUGCAAGUAUCUGCCCGAGAACGACCUCAAGCGCUUGUGUGACUAUGUGUGUGACCUUCUUCUAGAAGAAUCUAACGUGCAGCCAGUUUCUACGCCAGUUACCGUCUGCGGCGACAUACAUGGACAGUUUUAUGAUUUAUGUGAAUUAUUCAGAACUGGAGGUCAGGUUCCUGACACAAACUAUAUAUUUAUGGGUGACUUUGUGGACAGAGGCUAUUACAGCCUCGAGACAUUUACCUACCUUCUUGCCCUAAAAGCAAAAUGGCCCGAUCGCAUCACACUCUUGCGUGGAAAUCAUGAAAGCAGACAGAUAACGCAGGUGUAUGGAUUUUAUGAUGAAUGCCAAACUAAAUAUGGUAAUGCUAAUGCCUGGAGAUACUGCACCAAAGUCUUUGACAUGCUCACGGUAGCAGCGUUAAUAGAUGAGCAAAUCCUCUGCGUACACGGGGGCCUGUCUCCAGACAUCAAAACACUGGACCAGAUCCGAACCAUCGAGCGCAACCAAGAAAUCCCACACAAAGGAGCUUUUUGCGACCUCGUUUGGUCUGACCCGGAAGAUGUCGACACUUGGGCCAUUAGUCCCCGAGGAGCUGGCUGGCUGUUUGGGGCAAAAGUCACCAAUGAGUUUGUCCACAUCAACAACUUAAAGCUCAUCUGCCGAGCCCACCAGCUGGUGCACGAAGGUUAUAAGUUCAUGUUUGAUGAGAAGCUGGUCACGGUGUGGUCUGCUCCAAACUACUGCUAUCGCUGUGGAAACAUUGCCUCAAUCAUGGUAUUUAAAGAUGUAAAUACGAGAGAACCAAAGCUCUUCCGUGCUGUCCCAGACUCAGAACGUGUGAUCCCCCCGAGAACGACCACACCGUAUUUCCUCUGAGACCGGGCUCUGCCCCUUGUACUGUUUUCUUUUGUCACAUACUUUUUAUCGAGCACUUUGCUGCUGAAAUGCUGCCUCUUGCCUUUUUUAUUUUUAAAUUAUCUAAAUGUGUUGUAUAUUGUCUAUAGUGACGCAUCUCUUAAUUUCCUACCCGCAUACAUGCCUCCUCUCCCACACCUCACCUCCCCGACUGGUCCGAGCGAGUGCUUUUGAAAUAUCCCUGAACAUUUACCUUGCUGGGUUUUUUGUAGUGCUUGUGAUUUUUCUGGGUUUUUUUGGGGGGGGGCGUUCUUUUCUUUCUUUUGUUUAGGGAAACUGCAUUUUCCCUUUAAAAUUUUCAAAAAAUAAAAACAGAGCAAAACAUCAGAACUAGUCUGAUCUCCUUAUUUCAUCUAGGGGGUUGUCUUGGGGGAGGCUAUUUUUGGAUAAGGUUUUAAGAAAUUUCAGCAGCAAAGUUGUGUUUAGUGUACGUGAUGGGUCUUUCCAAGCCCAGCUAGUAUACAUACAUCUAAGAUGUAAAAAAUGAAUUGUCCUGGUUUAUAUUUUGAGUUAAGCCAGCAUAAAUAAGUGAUUUAAAAGUCUGCCCCUGAUUUUUCUUUGUUGCUUUUUUUUUUAGGAUUUAAACUAAAAUACAAAACCCGGUACAGGUAUUUGAAUUUGUACAUUAAAAUAAUUGUUCUGAUUUUUCUCAGAUACCUUGUAUUUUUAAUAAAGUCAUAUCUUGAAGUCAACUUCUAGGUUAAGCAUUCAAAAUAAAACCCUACAUUGCUGAUGUGAA
Messenger RNA from Rhineura floridana, 2071 nucleotides. It is a transcript of the gene PPP6C, whose product is annotated as protein phosphatase 6 catalytic subunit. The transcript has 7 exons. Gene Ontology annotation, molecular function: protein serine/threonine phosphatase activity. Gene Ontology annotation, biological process: peptidyl-serine dephosphorylation; G1/S transition of mitotic cell cycle. Gene Ontology annotation, cellular component: cytoplasm. The record is from RefSeq and is a predicted model, not a curated record. NCBI's taxonomy places the organism in Eukaryota, Metazoa, Chordata, Lepidosauria, Squamata, Rhineuridae. Bases 376 to 1293 code for a protein of 305 amino acids.